UAUUAAUAUCUGUUUUUUUAAUUAGCAGAAAACUGAAAAAACUGAAUUGAAGAAGCUCUAAUGGCUCGUGUGGCUGCGAAUCCAAUUGCUUUUCAUAGAUUCCAACCAUGCUUUCCAACUUCUCAAUCCCUUAAAACCUCUCUUCAUUGCCAAACCAAGAUUCGCAAACGACAAAUCGUUUCGUGUCAAACGACCCCUAAACCCACUGAACCUGAACCCUCCUCUGCGGACAAGUUGCCUGUUGAGCCUGCCUCAGUGAGCAAUGAGAGCAGUAGCCAAGCUACGAGUUCUUCACAAGGCUCCGGCUUCCCGGAAUUUCCAAGCAAAGGUCUCAACAAACAAAUAGCAGUAGUUUCUACUCUUGCAGCUGUGGGACUUUUCUUAUCAGGAAGGCUGGAUUUUGGUGUUUCUUUGAAGGACAUAGCAGCUGCUGCAUUACCUUAUGAAGAGGCUCUUUCAAAUGGGAAGCCCACUGUUGUGGAGUUCUAUGCAGACUGGUGUGAAGUAUGUCGUGAAUUAGCACCCGAUGUUUACAAAGUUGAGCAACAGUACAAGGAUCGUGUGAACUUUGUUGUGCUCAAUGUUGACAACACAAAGUGGGAACAAGAGCUUGACGAGUUUGGUGUUGAGGGUAUACCACACUUUUCAUUCCUUGACAAAGAAGGAAAUGAAGAAGGCAAUGUAGUGGGCAGGCUUCCACAAAAGUACCUGCUUGAAAAUGUGGAAGCCCUUGCUCGAGGAGAAGCCUCAGUGCCCCAUGCCCGAGUAGUUGGACAGUAUUCAAGUGCUGAAGCCAGAAAGGUUCACCAAGUUGUUGAUCCCAGAAGCCAUGGAUAGAUCUUACCUUUUGCAUUGUAAAGGAACAUUCAUCUGGGUGCCUGUGGAAUUAGCUCUAUAAAGGUACUCUACCCAACAAACCUGUAUUAUACUGAAUCAUGUAUCUAAAACUAAGCAAUAUUUUCUGACUAAAUUCAAUUAUACUUAUACGAGUUCAUUGAA
Humulus lupulus (European hop) is the source of this 999-nucleotide messenger RNA. Its product is annotated as thioredoxin-like protein HCF164, chloroplastic. Gene Ontology annotation, biological process: cytochrome b6f complex assembly. The record is from RefSeq and is a predicted model, not a curated record. NCBI's taxonomy places the organism in Eukaryota, Viridiplantae, Streptophyta, Magnoliopsida, Rosales, Cannabaceae. Bases 61 to 837 code for a protein of 258 amino acids. The transcript has 4 exons. Gene Ontology annotation, cellular component: chloroplast thylakoid membrane.